AAAAAUAAAAAUGAGCGUUGCAGGCUCAACAUCAUCCCAUGGAACACACUCUCGCUCACCUUCUCGUUCACGCUCACCGCCACCUUAUAACGAAGGAAGAUAUUCUUCGAGGUAUCGUUAUGAUUAUAAUUACAGAUCAAAUCGAAGCAUGUCAGCAGCUUUGGACGAUUAUAGAGAUUUGAGAGAUAGAGAACGUGAUCGUGAAAGAAUGUUGAGAGAUGAUCGAUACUUACCACCUCGAAGGGACAGGGAUUACAGAUAUGCACCUUAUUACCGUGAAGACAUGCACUAUCCACCUCCUCCACAUUCUUAUCCAAAACCAUCCCCAGGCUCACUUAGAAGAGAUGAACCUAAAGACAAGCUACCCUCUGGCAGCAACAGCGCUUUAAAAGAUACUAAAGACGACAAACCAAUACCUUCCACGUCUUCAGAACCUUACAACAGAUACAUGGAUUGGCGUGAACGAAGAUACAGAGAUGACGAACGACGUCGUGGCUAUGAUAGGAGAUAUAUGCGGUAUGAAUCUUCCGGUUAUGGAAUGCCUCCAUUUGGUAGCGACUCAUACAGAGGUGAUAGAGACUUGCUGCCUUCACCUGGUAUUCCUUACUAUGAGCGUGAUAGGUUAGAUGAUAGGGAUUAUUACAGAAGACCCCCGCCUUCAGAUUAUGAUCGCUAUCGUCCAAGUAGUAGUAAUAUGAAUGGCAGAGGUGGUACUGGAAGGCCCAGCUGGAGGCCUCAGCCUGACGACAGAAGGCCUUUAGAUAGGGAACGCGAAAGAGAAAAACCUUAUGGUGCUUUUAAUAACCGAAUGAACGACCCCAACAGACCACAACCAGCUAUGCCGCAUCCACAAGCACCAUCUAGUGUAGAGUUACAAUCACAACCACAACCAUCGCAGCAGCUAGAACAACAAGCGCAGCCUGCGCCGCAAACCCAACAUGCAGAACAACAGCUGCAACCACCGCCACCAUUACAACAACAAGAGACAGUAGAAAUGGAAGAGUCCAAAUUACAGACACCAGUAAUACAGGAAUAUGUCAAGACACAAGCACCUAAAGAAGAUUUAACAAUAUCUGAAAAAGCCGAAACUGUAGUAGACGUCAAACCAGAACCACCUUUAGAACAUGCACCAAUACCGGAAAAGGAACCAUCUGCUACAGAAGAACAUCCCCAACCUGCUUCUGAACCAGUCAAACAAGAGACAUCAUCAGAGACACUUUUGACUACAAAAGAAGAGAUGACUAUCCGACUUCCUUCACCGGCUUAUUUGGAAAUGACACAAGAACAGAUUGUCGAACGUAUUGAUCAUAUAGAAAACGAAAUCAGCAGAUAUGAAGAAAUGCUAGAAGCUGCCACUAGACGGGAAGAAGAAGAAAAUAAAUUGAAUAACGAAGAUAUAGAGAUGGCAGAUGACGAAGACGAAGAAGAUGAAGCAACUAGAAAAGCACAACACGAAGAAGCUAAAAAACAAGCGCUUCAGGCCAUGGAUGAUGAUGUAGCAACUCAUCCAAUGGAACUGGCAGAUUCUCCUGUUAUGAGAAAGCGGCCACAACUGUUAAUCAACCAACUUCGAGAAACGGAUGAAUCAGACGAGCUCUUGUGCGAACAAAUUCUUCAGGACAAUCGCAGGAUUGCAAAGGAAAAUUCAAAGAUAAUCGGAAGCUGGCAGAACAAAGAUGAGGAUGAUUGGUCGGAUGAAGAAGCAUGGUCAAAGCCUCUAUACAAAAGUAUAGAAGAUUAUGCUUGCUAUCAAGAGAAUGUGAAAUCAUUUGAAAAGCUGCGUUUAAAGAUAGCACACGCCCUUUCUAUUCAAAACACUGCAUCAAAGAAGAAGGAGCAGAUGCUAAAGCAUGAAUUCAAAAUGCUUUACGACCAGUGGAGAGAUAAAAACUUGGUACUCGACCGUAUUAGAAAUCAUGAACGCAAGGGAUCAGAGAAAUACCACCGUGGCUCAAACAGAAAACGGGAUGAUCAAGCUGAAGAAUACACCGACAAUGUCAUUUUUAUCACUGGAGCACCAGACGCACUUCGUUUCAAGAAUGAUGGCACCUCGACGCCUUAUACUAACAAUGGCCUAUACACAUCGGAUGCUGCUCGCUCAGAGGCUGAGUUAUUGGAAAUCAUCCAGUCUUUGGAAUCGGCUGAGAUGAGAAAUCCUGAAUCCCGUGCUAAAAAGACGACAGCCACCAUUCCACCCAUGAUCUUGGAUGUUCGUGAGCGCAUGCGAACAUUUGAUGACCGCAGUGGACUUGUUGAAGACCCGUUGACGUAUUAUCAUACUGGUCCAGAUACAGGCGAUAUAUGGAAUCAACAGGAAGUAACAACUUUUAUGGAAAGUUACAUGAUGUAUCCCAAACAAUUUGAACGCAUCUCACGAGCCAUUGGUACAAAGACAGCAACACAAUGUGUCUUGUUUUAUUAUCGUAAGAAAAAGAAGAUUGACUUCAAAGCGUUGAUGAAAAAGGGUCGACGUGGGAAGGCCAAUAAACACCGAGAUAGGAUAGCUGCUGCCAUCCGUGCUGUCACCGGAGAAUCGGGUACAACGGCAAGAAAGGCCAAGAGCAAGGGAUCUGCUCUGAUGGCCGAUAUUGGCGAAGCACAGAAUUCUAGAAAAGCUAAAGAAAAAGACGCUGAGCGCAAAAGCAAAGAACUUCGUGAUUUAGAACAGGCAAACUCGUACUGGGAUGGUGUAGCUGAACGCAAGAAGUCUAAGCGACCAUCUACCGUCACAAGCAGCGCCUCUGACGAUCCCGAAAUGAUGCUGCAGGAAGGCAAACGACGAUCGCAGCCACAACAACAGCAACAGCAACGCCGUAAGGGCCGCUCGCCCCGUGAAUCUAUGUAUUUAGCAGAUUUAAUAUAUCCAAACGAUAAGCGCACAAUGGAAGGAUCUGGAGAAGAAGAGGAUGAAAAGGUGUAUUCUGGUGGUGCAACUAAAUGGACAGACCGUGAAAAAGAAACCGCUAUAGAAGCAUUCAAGCAAUACGGCAGAAACUUUGCACAAGUGUCUUCAUUACUACCUUCUAAAACCGAAGAACAAGUUCGUAACUUUUAUCACAACUUUAAGCGAAAGAAUGGACCCAAUGUAUUUAAUGAAGAAGACAAUACCCGUGAGAGCUCAACGGUCAGCGUAUUAAGCGGUCGAACCGAUUUGAAAGCUGAAGAAGAGGAUGCGGCGGCAGCUCUCGUUGGUAUGUUCCAAAUGGGUGCCAAUCGAGAUGAUUUACCACGUUCAAGAACGCCUAGUUCGUAUGAGGAUAUAUCAUUAGGAGCAACGACACCACCACCACAGUUACCAUCUGGAGGCGGAAUUACAGGUGCCCAAAGACGUCGACGGGUACGCACAGCCUCAGGCAGAACAGAAAGCAUGCUGGACGAUGACUGGACAGAUAGCGAUUAUGUCUCCAAGACUGGGAACCGCAAAAUAGGACGCACGUCAUCUUUGUCAGACAAACGAUCGUCUUAUUCCUCUUAUUGGUCAGUAUCUGAGCGUAAUGAUUUUUUAAAGUACCUUGAAAUGUAUGGCCGAGACUGGGAAAAGUUGGCAAAUGCAAUGAAGACAAAAACUGUCAUUCAAGUGCGCAACUUUUAUGCAAAUAAUGAAGACAAGAUGCAGCUCAAAGAGAUUGCAGAUCGAUUCUAUGCACGUCAACAUGUCAUCACAAGUAGUAUGACCCCAUCCUUUGAUAAAAACAACGUUCAACGUUAUCAGCCAUUACAGUCGUUUCCUUUCCCAUCCACAAUACAUACACCAGUUCCGCCUCUGGUACAACCUUCGCCGUCUAAUACACAACACAAUUAUGGUAUGAGUUCAAGUUAUUUUCCGUCAGACAAUAGAAUGUCUAAUGCCAGUUACCGAGAUACGCCCCAAACAUCUCCUCCUUCUUCUCUUGCAGCCCAACAACAGUCAUUACAACAACGAACACCAGAUACCGUUCCAUCAGCUGUUACAAAAGUAGCUGAUCUGCUAAACAAUGAUGAUCCUUCGGAAACCAAUCAAAAUAACUGGGAAACUUGGUUUGGUUCAUGAUCCUUACAAUUUCUUUUUCCCAUAUUAUGUAUCAUAGUCUUUACAACCAAUCAUCAUGCGUACACUAUCGUAUAUACAUAUAAUAUAGUUAAUUUAUGAAUGUAGUAAUAACCUUUUUUUUUCUUUGUCUCUUGUAAUAAGAAUCAUUUAUAUUUCUUCUUUGGUAUUUUCUCCUUAUUGAGUUACAAUGCCAGCAGAAGGAAAAAAAAGGAGAAACAACACCUCUUUUAUAUACACGCAGAAAAAGCGUAUUUUAUAUACAUUUAUACAAAAAAUAUGUUUUAAUAUCUUCCCCCCUUUCUCUCUUUCUUUCUUUCUUUCUU
This is a messenger RNA of Rhizopus microsporus ATCC 52813, 4353 nucleotides long. RefSeq lists its product as uncharacterized. The record is from RefSeq and is a predicted model, not a curated record. Gene Ontology annotation, cellular component: Set3 complex. Lineage: Eukaryota; Fungi; Mucoromycota; Mucoromycetes; Mucorales; Rhizopodaceae. Bases 11 to 4030 code for a protein of 1339 amino acids. Gene Ontology annotation, biological process: regulation of transcription by RNA polymerase II. The transcript is spliced from 5 exons.